AUGGAUUAUUCUUUAUUUCCUACAGUACCUGUAUUUUUGGAACGAUCAAGUCUAGACCAAAGUUGGGGUUUUCGUCUUCAAGGAGGAGUGGACUAUAGAUUACCACUAUCAAUUAAAAAAGUAACAGCUAAUUCACCAUCACACAAUAAACUUCAUCCAGGUGAUGGUAUUGCUUCUAUUGAAGGACAAGAUGCAAGUACAAUGAAACAUGAAGAUGCUGAAAAUUUAAUUCGUAAUUCAUUACGAUUACAACUUAUUCUUCGACGAGGUCAAUUCACGCCAAUUCGACCAUCAAGACCACCAGUUAAAUUUGGUCCUGGUCCACAAGCACAUGUUAAUUCAGCAUUAUAUAAUACAACAACACCAAAUAACUAUCGUCGUUUUUAA
This is a messenger RNA of Rotaria sp. Silwood2, 387 nucleotides long. The record is from the annotation of a GenBank genome assembly. Lineage: Eukaryota; Metazoa; Rotifera; Eurotatoria; Philodinida; Philodinidae.